Molecule: messenger RNA, 2296 nt
Organism: Terrapene triunguis (Three-toed box turtle)
Lineage: Eukaryota; Metazoa; Chordata; Testudines; Emydidae
Gene: PPM1A
Product: protein phosphatase, Mg2+/Mn2+ dependent 1A
Exons: 6
Coding region: 205-1353 (382 amino acids)
Biological process (GO): positive regulation of canonical Wnt signaling pathway; negative regulation of canonical NF-kappaB signal transduction; protein dephosphorylation
Cellular component (GO): cytosol; nucleus
Molecular function (GO): manganese ion binding; magnesium ion binding; protein serine/threonine phosphatase activity
Source: RefSeq, a predicted model, not a curated record
UCCCCCUGGCCAGAGAGCCGCUCUCCGCAGCUGCCUGUGAAUGAACUGAAGCGAGGCCGCCGGCCCGCCGGCCCAGCCCCGCCGCGGAUCCCUCCCUACGCCGGCCCCCUCGGAGCGCAGAGCGCGGCCCUGCCCUCCCUCCGCUCCCCGGAGAGCCGGUGCCUUUGGCCGCCGCCGCCGCGGGAACUGAAGGAACAAGUCAUCAUGGGAGCAUUUUUAGACAAGCCAAAGAUGGAGAAGCAUAAUGCCCAAGGGCAGGGUAAUGGGCUACGUUAUGGGCUAAGUAGUAUGCAAGGUUGGCGAGUUGAGAUGGAGGAUGCACAUACAGCUGUUAUUGGUUUGCCAAAUGGACUUGAUGGAUGGUCAUUUUUUGCGGUAUAUGAUGGGCAUGCUGGAUCCCAGGUUGCCAAAUACUGCUGUGAGCAUUUAUUAGAUCACAUCACAAGCAACCAGGAUUUUAAAGGGUCCGAUGGACCACCCUCUGUGGAAAGUGUAAAGAGUGGAAUCAGAACAGGUUUUCUGCAAAUUGAUGAACAUAUGAGAGUAAUCUCUGAGAAGAAACAUGGUGCAGAUAGAAGCGGGUCAACAGCGGUGGGUGUCAUGAUUUCUCCUCAACACACUUACUUCAUCAACUGUGGAGACUCAAGAGGUUUACUUUGUAGAAACAGGAAGGUUCACUUCUUCACACAAGAUCACAAACCAAGUAAUCCACUGGAGAAAGAGCGUAUACAGAAUGCAGGUGGUUCUGUAAUGAUUCAACGUGUGAAUGGCUCUCUUGCUGUGUCUAGAGCUCUUGGGGACUUCGAUUACAAAUGUGUCCAUGGGAAAGGCCCUACAGAGCAACUUGUCUCACCUGAGCCUGAAGUUUAUGAAAUUGAGAGAUCAGAAGAAGAUGAUCAGUUUAUCAUACUGGCUUGUGAUGGUAUCUGGGAUGUUAUGGGAAAUGAAGAGCUCUGUGACUUUGUAAGAUCCAGACUCGAAGUCACUGAUGACCUUGAGAAAGUUUGCAAUGAGAUAGUCGACACCUGCUUGUACAAGGGAAGUCGAGACAACAUGAGUGUGAUUUUGAUCUGUUUUCCAAAUGCACCAAAGGUAUUGCCAGAGGCGGUGAAGAGAGAGGCAGAGUUGGACAAGUACCUGGAAAGCAGAGUAGAAGAGAUCAUAAAGAAGCAGGGUGAAGGAGUACCAGACUUAGUCCACGUGAUGCGUACGUUAGCAACUGAGAGCAUCCCAAACCUCCCGCCAGGGGGUGAAUUGGCAAGCAAACGGAGUGUGAUUGAAGCUGUUUAUAACAGACUGAACCCCUAUAGAAAUGAUGAUGCCGACUCUGCAUCAACUGAUGAUAUGUGGUAAAACUGCCCAUCUAGCUGUGGAGUUUACAUUCAUCCUCCAGUUGAAAGUGCGGCCCAACCUCAGUGACCCUUCUUAACGUCCAUCCUCAACCUUAUUUAAAGAAGGGAUUAUGAUGUGUUGGUGAGAGUGACUACACCAGAAAACUACAGCAGUACGACAUCUAGCCCAGGAACUGAUGUUUUUUUUGUAAAACAGACUUCUGUAAACGUGAUUUCAAACCAUAAUUCAUGUUGUAAAUCAGACUCCAGCAAUUUAUGUUGUAUGAUUUUGUUUUUGUAAAGUGCAAUUGUCCUUGUACAAAAUGCUCAUAUUUAAUUAUGAACUGCUUUAAAUCACUAUAAAGGUUAGAAGAAAUGUUUGGCUUGUUGUGUGAUGCAACAAAUAUAUAGCCCUUUAAAUUUAUGUUGUGGUUUUGGAUUGCAAGGAGCAGCAGCCUAGCCAGCUAGAUGCUCAAGAGGUGCACAAAACUGUAAGAUUAUUUUUUAUUUUAUAUAAAGCAGAACAUUCGGGCAAUUUAUCCCAACUGUAGUGUAUGAAUUUGCUUGGCAGUGGGAAAAAUAACUAACAUACUGCUCGUUCUCCAACAAACCUAUCUUUUUAUGUUUUCUGUUGCUAUUUACUAUGGUCCCAGUCCUGCUGCCACUUGAAAUCAACAAGAGUUUUGGCUGUGACUUCGAUGGAAGCAGGAUCAUGCUGUAUAAUACAGUGCAAUCAUAAGUAUACCAAUUUUGAGGUUAGAAUGCCUUGAUUCUUUGCACCUCUUUUUUACAAACCCUUACCUGAAAUUACUAAUCAGUUGAGCAAGAGGGAGCAACUUUCUACAUACAGUAGGAGUCUGCAGCAUUUUUACUAUCCUGAUUGGCUGAGUCUGCUGCUGUUCCAAGUAAAAUAUUCUGAAUUCCAUUUUAUCAAUAAAGCUUGAUUUAAAAAACAAGAAAUUUAA